AUGGGUAACCUCUGCGGCAAGCAAUCGAAAGACGCCUUCGACGGUCCCGGCCGGACUCUGGGGUCGGCUCCCGCGCCUGCAACGAAGGCCUCGGUCCCUGCGACUGCAAAUGCUGGGUCGAGCGCAAAGCGUACAGUUGGUGGGCCACCGAGGAAAUUAGGGGAGAGCAAUGCGGUCGAAGAUCCUAGAUCGGCAGCGGCUGCAGCUGCAGAGUGGUGGUGGCGCAUCGCACGGUAUCAGGUUUGGUGCGACGAUUCGGCGCAACGGGGUUCAGACGAAAGGCUGGAGAUUUUGCGCCGAAUCGUGCGCAUUCGAACUGAUUUCGCGCAGUACGCACCGCGCGCAAGACACGCGAUGGGAUCACAUAGCUAACACUCUGAACCAGGCACGCGCAAACAAGACCUCGACCGGCGACUUGCAAAGGAAGCUCGAUGCUCAGAAGAAACAGACGCGCGCCGGAGUGCUGAAAGAAAUAUCGGACCGGGAGCGCAGAGAUCGACAGAUCCAACAGAAGGCUGAGGAACUUACGCACAACUGA
Ascochyta rabiei is the source of this 538-nucleotide messenger RNA. RefSeq lists its product as uncharacterized. The coding region runs from base 1 to 372 and encodes 123 amino acids. The record is from RefSeq and is a predicted model, not a curated record. The transcript has 2 exons. Lineage: Eukaryota; Fungi; Ascomycota; Dothideomycetes; Pleosporales; Didymellaceae.